AUGUUACCGUUUCCGUAGCAACCGAGGCGCCUGUUUCUCCCGUGGAAACAGAGAAGUUGGACCAGACUGUGGAAAGAUGGAGUGUUCAGAGGCAGACAGCACCGCAGCGAGCUUCAAGGCUUUUCUGCAGAAGAGCAGCUCGAGGAGCGACCGGAACCUCUACGACCACCUGGUCCUCUUGCUGGUCAAGAUAAUGGAUGAGCGUCCACACGACGCGGUGGAUGUCCUGGAGGACAUGAGUUUGGAACUGAAGCGAGCCUUGUUCAAAGACAGGCAGAGCUCACUGCGGGAGCAUGUGACGCCCUCUGCUGGAGAUAUGCUGGCAGAGCAUCAGCUCUUGCUCUUCAAACAAGAGCAGGACUUCAACCACGAAGACCCGACUGUGGAAACCGGCUUUCCCAACGUGAACGAGACCGCCUUCUACCUGGAGCAGGCUGGAGUGGGUCUGGGUCGGGAGGAGACUCAACGGAUCCUACUGGCUUUAAAGCUCCUAGUUGAGUCGCAGGGACUCCCACGAUGCCGCUUGUGGGGUAAGAUUCUGGGAACAGAGAGCAGCUACAUCAUCGCUGAGGCAGAAUACGCUGAGGGAGAUGGAGAGCAAAGCGCUGACGAAGACCUCCAGGAAGAAGAAGAGGAGGAGGAAUCUGGCACCCAAGAAAGUGAGACAGAUCCUGUGCCGCGGUCCACCUAUACACACCCACCCAUGGUGCCAAAAGAGGCGGUAGGAACAGGAGCCAACAGGUGCUUUUACUUUGUCUGCACCGAGCCAGGCCUUCCCUGGGUGAAGCUGCCCCCCGUCAGCCCCGCCCAGAUCACUGCGGCCCGCAGCAUCUGCAAGGCCUUCACAGGUCGGCUGGACAGUCCAGUCCUGAGCUACCCGCCGUUCCCGGGAAACGAGGCCAACUACCUGAGAGCGCAGAUCGCUCGCAUCUCUGCUGGCACGCAGGUCAGCCCGUCUGGGUUCUACCAGGCUGUGGAGGAGGAGGGCGAGGAAGAGGAGGAGACGGGCCGCGACCAAUGCCAGGUCAACCCUGAGUUUGAGGGCGUGUCCUCAUUUGAAAUGGCUCAGUCCCUGUCCAGCUGGGUGCAUCACAUCCAACACAUCCUGAAGCAGGGCCGCUGUACCUGGGUGAACCCAGCCAUGAAGGUGGAGGACGACUCCAUUGAAGAAGCAGAGGCUGGUGAGAAAGACGAGAGGCCUGAUGAACCAGAACCGGAAUAUGGACCUCCUCUGCUCACUAAUCUAUCCCAGGAUGCAGAGUUGUUCCACACCCCCCCAUGGAGCUUGAGGCUGUCCUCCACCAUCACCCCCCAGCAUGCUGUGGCAGUGCUGCGAUCCAACCUGUGGCCCGGAGCCUUUGCAUUCUCCAACGGAAAGAGGUUCGAGAACAUCUAUGUGGGCUGGGGGCUGAAGUACACUGGCCAGGGCUACAGCCCGUGUGUGCCCCCACCACCACAGCAGGAGUACCCCAGUGGACCCGAGGUUACAGAGAUGGUGGAUCCAUCAGUGGAGGAGGAGGAAGAGAUGAGAAUGGCCUUGGAGGAGCAGCAGGAGGUCCAGCAGGAGUCGGAGGAGGAGGAAGAAGAUGAGGAGGAUGACAACUGAAACAGUUUUACUUUUCUAACGUAUUUAAAGCAUCAAUAAAGAGGGAAAAUAUGGAAGAAAG
Molecule: messenger RNA, 1667 nt
Organism: Oryzias melastigma (Indian medaka)
Lineage: Eukaryota; Metazoa; Chordata; Actinopteri; Beloniformes; Adrianichthyidae
Gene: rsph4a
Product: radial spoke head component 4A
Exons: 7
Coding region: 77-1606 (509 amino acids)
Biological process (GO): axoneme assembly; cilium movement involved in cell motility; cilium assembly
Cellular component (GO): radial spoke; axoneme
Source: RefSeq, a predicted model, not a curated record